This is a messenger RNA of Pseudovirgaria hyperparasitica, 1846 nucleotides long. RefSeq lists its product as uncharacterized. The coding region runs from base 81 to 1538 and encodes 485 amino acids. Gene Ontology annotation, molecular function: protein-macromolecule adaptor activity; ubiquitin protein ligase binding. The transcript has a single exon. Gene Ontology annotation, cellular component: cytoplasm; plasma membrane; cytosol. NCBI's taxonomy places the organism in Eukaryota, Fungi, Ascomycota, Dothideomycetes, Acrospermales, Acrospermaceae. The record is from RefSeq and is a predicted model, not a curated record. Gene Ontology annotation, biological process: ubiquitin-dependent endocytosis.
GAACUUCGUUUUCUUGUCUAGAGACGCCCAUGUUUCGCGUGAUCACCUCCCCCAUCCUCUGAAGAAGAUUGGCAACAAUCAUGGCAACUGUUCUCAACGUGACGAUUCACGGCGAUCCCUGUCGCAUCUACCACCCGGCCGACAAAAUCACAGGGACCGUCUAUCUUACAACAUCCUCUCAGGAAGAAUUCAAGCAACUAAAGCUCAAUUUCCGAGGACAAUGCAAAACGACGACGACAAGACCAUACUAUGUCUCCGGCAACGAGCACUCACUGGCGUCCCGUAAGAUGCUGAAGGAGACUGUCACACUUUUUGAUCAAGAAAAAGUUCUUUUCCAGGGGCCCUACAAGAUGUCUCCCACUCAACACGAAUGGCAUUUCGAGUACACGUUCCCGUCGAAAAGCGAAACAACGUACCAAAAGGCGGUCAAAUCGGCAUAUUAUAACAAGCACCCGCACGACCUACCACCAUCCUUCCGCUGCUUGACUGAGUCUUACAGGGGAGAAGGAUACGUUCAUUAUAGCAUUGAGGCUACACUCGUCCGUGGGAGUUUCAAGUCUGAGGUCAGAAAUCUUCGAUACCUCCUAUUCCGGCGAAGGAGUGAACGGCCGACCCCUGCGAAGUCGCACCCCAAUGUUCUCGAAAGUCAGCAAAUUCAAAUGCACGAGGACUUCAGGCCGCGUGUGGACAAGUUUGGAAAAGCUAUACAUUACAGCACUCUGCCAGUUCCAACUUCAGUGAAAUUUACCCCUACUUUCUAUGCGCCAAAAGCAGUAGCACCCAAACAGGUCAUCGACCUAGGCCUAUCGAUCAAGCAGAUCCAAGAUCAGGUCAACUGUAAUGACACCGAGAUCUUCACCGUCGACCGUCUGAGAGUAGAGCUCUUGACGACAACAAGAGUAGCAUGCAGAGGCGUACUCUCACAGACCCAAGACGUCGUCACAAGAUCAGUCACAUGCGUCGACAGAAAGCUCCCCGGCAUCUCCAUCCCCAUCGACGACACGCCCAUCGCCCUGACGCGCGGCUUCCGCCUCACAGACAACAACGAAGCCUCACCCUCAUUCAAAUCCUACUCCAUCAGCCGCAUCUACCAAAUCAACAUCAACAUCUGGCUGCGCUGGCGCGACCAGACAUUCCGCCUCAGCACCAGCAUCGAACUCGACAUCCUCCCCCGCUACGACCCGCCUCCUCCCCGCCGACAGCGACGCAGCGUGGACGCCGAGCUCGUCGAUCCGCUCCCGCUCUACACGAGGACGGAGCAUGCGCCCGCGUACGAGGAGGUUGCGCCGGCGCUCGCGAGAGAUGUCAGAGAGCAGCGCCUCUUGUUUGAGCGCACGUUCAGCGAGUCGCAGCGGGACGCUUUGCUUGGGGCUACCUCGUCGUCGUCGUCGUCGUCGUCGUCGGGCGACGAUUCCAGUGCUGCGGAUGAGUCGAGCGAUGACUUGUACACGUCCGACGAAGGGUCUGCCACACCCCCUACGCCGUUUCUAUCGCGCGUCAGCUCUGCAGUCAUUGCUUCGAGGUCGAGCACAGGCUAAGUCGACGAGCCCCGAUUAGUUUAGGGUUUUCGCCUCGAGAAAAGUCAAAAUGCAUGCUCGCUCAAGCUGGGCGCGCUCCAAGAGGAAGCUUCAUCCUGGGCAGCACAAGUCGACGUGGAACAUUCAACAUGAACGCAGUCCUGCAUUAUCAAAUAACCGCGUCAUUCCCACUCUCCGUCGUCAGCAGCCAGAGUCGUAUCAAAGGGGCAUCCCAUCAAUCCACCUCACCAGCACCGGCAGUCCCCUCUCUACCGACGAACGAUCGACCAUCGUCCAUCGUCCAUCGUCCAACCACCAAAUAUGUCCCU